GCGCUUUUUUGCCGAAACUGCCUUACGUGUGACGCUGCACUUCCCACCCGGUACCCGGUUGUUAUUGCUACUCAUUGCUGGGCAGAAUAUAUCCGUGAAGACGGCUGUUUACUUUUACUUCAUGCUAACCAAAUUUGUCAUCCACAGCUGAAGAUGGCCCUAACUGAAAGAGACUUCCGAGAUUUAGCCCGUAGCCUGGGACCUGAAUGGGAGGGACUGGCUACAGAGCUAGACAUUGACAGUUCAGAAGUUUACCGGAUUAAACAGGAGCACUAUGGUGUGUCCAACCAAAUCUUCCAGAUGUUGGUAGCUUGGCAACGCAAGCAAAGCGGGCAGGACCUACUGGCACGAGAGAGGUUGCAGAGUGCUCUGACGACGGUUAAGCGUCAUGACCUGGCCGAGAGAUUGCAAGCACAAGCAGUCAGUGCACGAGGAGAUGCGGUCGACUCGACCAGUGGAGGAGUUCACAUCAAUGCCAACUUCAUGGAUCCAGCGGGACCGUCGUGCCAACCACAGGCGCAGGCGCAACCCUCUCGCCAACAGCAGCAGCAAGAACAACAACAGCGACACCCUGCUGUCCAAACCUACACCUACGAAGCUCCCCCUGGAACAGUUCCUUACGUUGGUAGGCUGACCAUCACAGGCAGGAACAGCCCAGUCAUCAUCGGAUCAGUUUCGCACAGCACUUUCAAUUUUGGGGGCGGCGGCGGUAGAAGUGGUGAUAGGAGAAAUUGAAUUACUUAAGGUCUGAGGAAUAGUUUGGAUUUACAUUUGAAAUUGUUACGCAGUAAACUUUUCGGUAAUGUUUGUAGUUUCACUAGUGAUAACCCCCAUCGAAAGUGGUUGGAAUGUGGUCCCAAUUAUGCACAUGAGCGAACUCUCUAUCAAGUCAUUGUCCAAGACUGGAUUUGGAUUUUAUUCCCUAAUGCAUGUGACAUGGACCUGCCAGUGCAGCUGAGCUAAUUUGUCUAGAAGCUAAACCAAAUCCAGUCUUGCCAAAUUCAGCUGGCUGCCCAAGAAAUUCAUAACAGACCGUUUGUGAAUUAUGCUUGUGGACAUUGAGUACAGCCCAGUGCAUCCACCUAAGUGCCAUUUUUUUGCAUUUUAAUUUCAAUUAAUGAUUAUUUUUUAGUACAGUGGUAAGAAUAAUUUCAUGAGGUGACAGGUGAAAUGUUCCAUUCCACGAGGCUAGGCUUUGUCUCAUGGAAUGGAACAUUUCAUCUGUCACCGAAUGAAGUUAUUCUUACUUAUGCAUGAAUUCAUUAUUUGUCUUAUGCAUUAUCUGCGUAAAUCCUCUUCUGCUAGGAAAACACGUAAGUGUUCCACUUUGUGAAACAGGUUCGUGUCUGAAGGGCUUACCGCUGGUAGUACCAUGCAGUGUUAGACUGGUUUCUGUCGCUUCAUUAUUUUCCUCUUUCUCACUUGGAAUAAUAUAUAUGAAAUGGAGGUGGGAACCAAUCAAGUGAAAUGAAGUUCUCUUCAACAGGUACCAUUGAAUGGAACAAAUACAGUACAUGUAAUCAAUGAUCCACCAAUCCAAUGAUGGGGAUUUGUGCAGGUAUUAUAUACAAUAGGACAUUCAAAUACACUCUUUGUGUCAAGAGCUGCAACUGUGCCUGCUACAGUGCCAACAGUAUAAAUUCAAUGGGUUAGGAUCAGUGGUCACCAUUGGUCACUCCAAGUAAUUCUUAACUGGAUCAUUGACCAACCAAUGGGAUGAGAGGGUUCAUUCAGGUUUUGUGUAAUACACAAUGUGCACAUCCUCUGAUUCGCACAGAAUCACUUUCUUUAGGUAUGCUUCGAGUUUCCAAUGAUUACCCGGCAAAAGAAAACAAGCCCAUUGUUAGUUAUGGGAAUCAUUUGCAGGUUUGCUACAAGAAAAUGUUUAUACAUCUGUUCGAUUUUUCUCCUGAUAUGCAGAUUAGAUUAGCAAAGCUAAAAUGGUAUGAAAAUUGUUUGGGACACAUUCGAGGAUUUGAUACAUUUGUGGAUAGGUGUUGUUUACUGUUCUUUUGCCUGACUGCGAGAAGGUGCCGUAUCAGUGCUGAGGUAGUAGAGCUGAGAAAACAAAAGACAGUUCUGGAGGGAGGGGAUGCUUGUACCCCUCCCCCUCCUACCCCACCCUCCUCCCUGGGGGAAAAAAAUUACCAAAUACAAAAAGGGGAAAAAGAAAAGGGACAAACUCCUGGCAAUGCCAGUGCAUACGGUUAGUUUAGGUAUUGGAGAGACUAACUGCUAAAGAGAAUGAAUUCCACACAAAUCCUGUGGCCAGACUUUCAAGUCAUUGCUUCAUUGUGACUCGCCACAGUGCUCAUGACACAGAUUGUCUCUUCAACCAAUACAAGUGUCAUGACUUGCCCAACCACAUGUAUUUCUUGACUCUUUAGAACAUGUCAACCAGACUAAAAGAUGGAACUGAUCUUAGUGCCACUGUAUCUCGGAUGAGCCUACGUCUUUGUUCUGAAACCUUUUCCAGUCAGCAGCGCCCAGGAGGGAUCAUGUACAUAUAUCUUAAGGACUUCUUCACUGUAACUUCCUUAAUCAUGAGUGUAUAUUUGGGCUCCUAGCAGUACUUGGAGGUAUCAGUCUGGGGAGGUUUAUAGAGUCGAGCAGUGAGAUACUGUUGAGAGGCAUGUUUGAUGGUAUGGCUGAAUGGUCCCUCUUACUUCUCCAUGCCAGUCCCAGGGGUGGUUCGUUUCUUCAAAUAGAUCUCUCACACGGGAUGCCAUCUUUGGAGGAAAAGUACAACUAUGUAUGCAACACCAACAGGUGCGAGUAUGUGCAGUGUGCAAAUGUUCUAUACUAGCGUGCAUGCUGAUCAAGUACAUUGUAUCUUUGAAAUACGGUGCAGCUGAUGCACGUCAGAAAAAUUUGAAGUCAGUAAUGCCGGCGCAUGUGGCAGUCUAUAAGAAGCGAUAUCAUUUGAGAGAGACCUAUUUGUGUCACAGGUGUACAUUAGGAGGGAAUGUAUUUUACUGCGUAUAAUAUCCCUGAUAAUGAAUAAGUGUAUCUGAAAAUAUUUAGAUAUGUUGUAUCUUCAGGCAAGAAAUGCAAUUUUGCUGUUAGGGCUGACCAAAGUGUAAUUUCUUUAGCUUCUUAAAAAUUCUUUAAAAAAUUAUAGGUGUGUAAUUUGAUUGCACUGUACUCAGAUAUUGUGCCACUUUGGUUUUUUUUUCAAUUACAAACAUUUUAUGAAGGUACUUUACAAUAUGGGCGAUUCACAAUACAGGGCACCACCAAGAGUUUGCUGCAGACAGGCCACUUUUCAAGUUUACGGUUGACACACUGCUGUGAUUAAGUGCACUUUGUACGUAAUUUUUGAUUGAUUAAGGCAUUUUCUGCACCACUUGAAACCAUCAUUUUGACUACCUAUAUUUACUGGUAACACCCUUCACAGUAAUUAUAAGCAAUUUAGAAUUUUCAACCAAGAUAAACAAACAUCGGAAAAAAGUUGAAGUUUUCCACACACAGCGCAGUUAGCGAAUUAGACUUUGUUUACUAUCCCAUAAUGAACUGCAAAAAGCCUCUCCACGACAACCUGUUGGUGGCGUACUGUAUUGUGUUGUAAAGAUAACGUUGGGAUUGAUACAGAAGAACACUGAUGCUUCAAAAGCUCAACGCAAGACGGUUUCUGUGUUCAGCCAUGAAAGCAGCCUCUGACUACUAGUUUUGCAUGGCAUUGGUGUGUAUUAACAUGUUUUAAUUUGCUCCCAAAGGGGGGCAGCUGUCAUCCCAUUGACGGUCUCAACCCUAACUCCCAAGGAGUGGUGUACGUAUGUACAGGUGGGAUGGGAGGGAGUCGCAUUGCCUUUUUCUAAGGAAUGUAAAGCACAAACGCAUUUGAAAGGGCACUACAACUGUUGGAGGGAGUUGAGGAUUCUUUUACAGAUAAAAAAAAAAUCGGCCAAUCGCAUUUAGAAAAAAUUCUAUUUAGCCUCCUCCCUGACCCCAAACCUAGAUAUGCCACAGCUGCCAAAGGGACUUUGUGAACCAUCGUCAGUUUCAUUUGCAAUGUAGCUCAGUGGCAGCUUUGUCAUAUUUUAACAUUCAAAGGCGUAGGCUUGCAACACAGCUUUUGUUAUGGUGAGAUGUGCACAGGUCUAAUCCACUAGAAAAUCCACUAGAAAGGUGUGGUCGAUAUUGAAGGAAAAUAGAAUGGGUUUAUGGAUACCUGUUACUACAUUGAAAAGAAUGCUUUCUUUUGUUGUGAGAUCAGCCAGAUGUUUGUGGUUCAAGGAUUAAAGAAUGUGCAUUUGCAAGGCAAAGUAGCUCCUUUGGCUAUUCUGUACAGGUGGGGCUCUGUAAAACCAGUUAAACUAGAAAACAUUUUAGAGUAGAAUAAUUAUCCCUGUAAUUUUUUGUUUCCUUUUUAAUAUUUAGUGAAUUAGAUAAAAUACGUGUACAUACAGUCACUCGUGUAUCAUGUGUAGCAUAUGUUAAAUUUUAUUGCUCACCUUUUUUCAAAUUUCAUUAAGAGAGACCAUAAAUACAUGUAUCUCAAAAAGUCUGAUUUUGACUGGCUGAUUUUGGUACUGCCAACUGGGUGUUUACCGUGAGAAGAAAUUCUGUAUGCAACAAAGCAUGAUUUA
This is a messenger RNA of Acanthaster planci (crown-of-thorns starfish), 4589 nucleotides long. RefSeq lists its product as uncharacterized. Lineage: Eukaryota; Metazoa; Echinodermata; Asteroidea; Valvatida; Acanthasteridae. Gene Ontology annotation, biological process: signal transduction. Gene Ontology annotation, molecular function: protein binding. The record is from RefSeq and is a predicted model, not a curated record.